Molecule: messenger RNA, 1293 nt
Organism: Megalops cyprinoides (Indo-Pacific tarpon)
Lineage: Eukaryota; Metazoa; Chordata; Actinopteri; Elopiformes; Megalopidae
Gene: atg101
Product: autophagy related 101
Exons: 2
Coding region: 301-957 (218 amino acids)
Biological process (GO): autophagy; autophagosome assembly
Cellular component (GO): phagophore assembly site
Source: RefSeq, a predicted model, not a curated record
ACACACAAUGUUAGCCAGCUAACCAUCUAGCACACACAGCGUUACAUUAACGUUGAAAAUGAAACUGUAUUGUUAGCUUAAACAAUCUCAAAUGUUAGGUAGCCUUUUGGGUUAAAAAAAAGGCGGCAGUAGCAAAUGUUAGUUAGUCAUAUCAAGUCGCCAACUAGGCAGAUUUGUGUUGUAGUUAGCUACCUAGCCAGCCAACAUAAAUCGUGUCAGGUAGCUAACCUUAGUGUGUCUUACCAUUGUAGUUUCAUCGCUAGCUAAUUUCCUUCGGCGGCUACGAGGAAGAAAAUCACCAUGAACUGUCGUUCGGAAGUGUUGGAGGUGUCGGUCGAAGGUAGACAGGUCGACGAGGCCAUGUUGGCUUUAUUGCACACUAUUCUGCUGCACCGCAGCACUGGUAAAUUUCACUACAAGAAGGAGGGCACAUAUUCCAUCGGAACAGUUGGAACACAGGACAUAGACUGCGACUUUAUUGACUUCACCUUUGUUCGUGUGUCUUCUGAAGAGCUUGACAGAGCUAUUAGGAAAGCAGUUGGGGAGUUUAAGGAAGCUUUGGGGAACUCCGGGAGUGACGGCAUGGGACAGAUUUCUCUCGAGUUCUACCAGAAAAAGAAGUCCCGUUGGCCUUUCUCCGACGAAUGUAUCCCUUGGGAGGUCUGGAGCAUCAAAGUUAACGUUGUCAACUUAGCCAACGAGCAGGAGAGGCAGAUCUGUCGUGAGAAAGUGGGUGAGAAGCUGGGCGAGAAAGUCAUUAAUAUUGUGGAGGUGAUCAACCGUCACGAGUAUUUGCCCAAGAUGCCCACACAGUCCGAGGUUGACAAUGUGUUCGACACCAGCCUAAAAGAUGUCCAGCCUUACCUUUACAAGAUCACGUACCAGAUCACAGACUCGCUUGGCACCUCAGUGAGCACCACUAUGAGGCGACUCAUCAAGGACACCUUGGCGUUGUAAGAGGUCUGUCAGCUACAGAGCCCAACCUGUCUGUCUUUACGAAUGAAUUGACAUGUAAGACUGAUGUCAAAUAGUGUACUAUUCCUGCAAUGGAAUCUUUACAAUAUAUGUUUUUUUAUACCAGUCCCUUGACACUUGAGCACGUGGCGCACUUCUUACCUCCCUAGUGAACAACGUAAUAUAUGGUAACGUCAACUUGUCAAUAUUUGCAUUGCAUUUAUUUAUGUGUUUUUUUUUGUACAGCCAACCUCGGAGUAAAUUUGCAAAAAGCUCAUAAAAACAGUAAAUGAUUGAUGAAGCAUUUGGAUUUUUGUUUGUAAAUAUUGUAUUUCUGUA